Chionomys nivalis (European snow vole) is the source of this 1785-nucleotide messenger RNA. Its product is annotated as zinc finger protein 431-like. Lineage: Eukaryota; Metazoa; Chordata; Mammalia; Rodentia; Cricetidae. The transcript is spliced from 7 exons. Gene Ontology annotation, biological process: negative regulation of transcription by RNA polymerase II. Gene Ontology annotation, molecular function: DNA-binding transcription repressor activity, RNA polymerase II-specific. The record is from RefSeq and is a predicted model, not a curated record. The coding region runs from base 1 to 1785 and encodes 594 amino acids.
AUGAGGGUCUUCACAAUACGGGGAAUAUGGCAGCAGGUUCCCACCCAGACUCAUGGAGACCACACCAGCCAAUCAGGCCCUCCAGGUGACCUGCCAGUCAGAAACAGUGCAGGGCUCUUCCGGGCAUCCACCUUCAAACUCGGCUUUGUGGAGAAGCUUGUGCCAGUUGUUUCCUGUGCUGUGGUGAAGUUGCUGCUGCAGGGAGAUGAUGAACUGAGAGUUUUGGUGAUUUGGGGAACCACAACAUGCCCAAGCCUGGCUUUAUUCCUUGUGGCCCUACUGAUUUAUUUUGGCCUGAAGGCAGUGACCUAUGAUGAUGUGCAUAUCAACUUCACUGAGGAAGAGUGGAAUUUGCUGGAUCCUUCCCAGAAGAAUCUCUACAAAGAUGUGAUGCUGGAGACCUACAGGAACCUCACUACUAUAGGAUAUAUUUGGGAAGAACAUAAUAGUAAAGAACAUUGUCAACGUUCUAGAAGACAUGAAAGGAUUGAAAGAAGUAAUUCUGGAAAGAAACGUUCAGUACAUCCUCAAUGUGUUAAAGCCUUGGCAUAUGACAGUCAGCUUCAGAGGAAUAAAAGAACACAUGAUAGUAAGAAACCCUAUGAAUCUAAUCGGUGUAAUAAAGUCUUUGUUCAUCACAAUGCUCUUCAAAUGCACAAAAGGACACAUACUGGAGAGAAACCCUAUGCAUGUAAUCAGUGUGGAAAGGCCUUUGGAGGGCCCCAUACCCUUCCAUUGCAUAAAAGAACAAAUACUGGAGAGAAACCCUAUGAAUGUAAUCAGUGUGGUAAGGCCUUUGCUCACCACAGUGCUCUUCAAAGGCAUAAAAGAUCCCAUACUGGAGAGAAACCCUAUGAAUGUAAUCAGUGUAAUAAGGCCUUUGCUGAAAACAGUCAUCUUCAAAAUCAUAAAAGAAUACAUACUGGAGAGAAACCUUAUUCAUGUACUCAGUGUGGUAAGGCCUUUGCAUAUCACAGCAAUCUUCAAUCGCAUAAAAGAACACACACUGGAGAGAAACCCUAUGAAUGUUAUCAGUGUGGUAAGGCCUUUGCUCAACACAGUGGUCUUCAAAUGCAUGAAAGAACUCAUAGUGGAGAGAAACCCUAUGAAUGUAAUCAGUGUGGUAAGGCCUUUGCACGUCACAACAAUCUUCAAUUGCAUAAAAGAACACACACUGGAGAGAAACCCUAUGAAUGUAAUCAGUGUGGUAAGACCUCUGCUCAACACAGUGCUCUUCAAAUACAUGAAAGAACACAUACUGGAGAGAAACCCUAUGAAUGUAAUCAGUGUGGUAAGGCCUUUGCUCAACACAGUGCUCUUCAAAGUCAUAAAAGAUCACAUACUGGAGAGAAACCCUAUGAAUGUAAUCAGUGUGGUAAGGCCUUUGCUGAAAACAGUACUCUUCAAAAUCAUAAGAGAACACACACUGGAGAGAAACCCUAUGAAUGUAAUCAGUGUGGUAAGUCCUUUUCUCAACACAGUAAUCUUCAAAGGCAUAAAAGAUCCCAUACUGGAGAGAAACCCUAUGAAUGUAAUCAGUGUGGUAAGACCUUUGCUCAACACUGUCAUCUUCAAAGGCAUGAAAGAUCCCAUACUGGAGAGAAGCCCUAUGAAUGUAAAGAGUGUGGUAAGGCCUUUUCUCAACACAGUAAUCUUCAAAUGCAUAAAAGAUCCCACACUCGAGAGAAACCCUAUGAAUGUAAUCAGUGUGGUAAGGCCUUUGUUCAACACAGUGCUCUUCAAAGGCAUCAAAGAACACACACAGGUGCGAAACAGUAUGCGUGA